Molecule: messenger RNA, 7151 nt
Organism: Chlamydomonas reinhardtii
Lineage: Eukaryota; Viridiplantae; Chlorophyta; Chlorophyceae; Chlamydomonadales; Chlamydomonadaceae
Exons: 9
Coding region: 247-4383 (1378 amino acids)
Biological process (GO): regulation of DNA-templated transcription; ethylene-activated signaling pathway
Molecular function (GO): DNA binding; DNA-binding transcription factor activity
Source: RefSeq, a predicted model, not a curated record
GUUACUGUGUCUGUUGCAUGCGACGGCUAAAUUGUACUGUACAGAAGAGGUCAAGUGUAUAUUAGGACUCUGCUCAACGUAAGCUGGGCUAGAAAUAGUUCCCAAGGCGCGAUUCUCUCAACGCAGCGCGACUUCUCACCGCAGUGUUUCUGCUAUCAAAUACACCUUUAAGGCUUCCCAGGUGGAGUUACACGGCCGGCGUAGACAGGAAGGAGGGAGACAAUAGGUCAGGUCAAGACGUGAGGCAUGGAGCCCUCUCCGAGCGAGGGGCCACCACCAGGACCUCCUCCUGGAAUGCUUGGAGCAACGACUCCAGCGGCCGGCCAGCAGGCCAGUGCUGGCGGUCCACUACCAGGCUCAACGACAAUGCCGGGGCCGGGUCAGCCCGGUCAGCUCGGCCAACCCGCUGCUCCUGGUCAACAAGCACCACCUGCGUUUGCGGUACCUGGAGUACCAGCUCCCGGGCUUGUCUAUGGUGCACCUCGUCCAGGCAUGCCUGCAGUGCAGCCCAAUCCGCUCGCAGCGAACCCAGCUGCGUUACAGCAACAAACAGCAGCAGCCGCUGCAAUUUAUAGCACGUUAUUGCGGCCGCCCGGCACGGCAGGAACCGCUCCUGCGUUGACUCCUGCGCAGCUCGCGCAAUCGCUUCCGCCAAACGUGCUAGCGGCCAUGCAAGGGCUACAGGCUGCUCAGGCGCAGCUCCAAGCAACAGCACAAGCAAACGCCGCGGCGCAAGCGGCGCAUGCGCAGGCCCAGGCCCAGCUCCAAGCUGCCGAGGCCGCGAAGGCCGCUCAGCAAGGAGCUUCCACGAACAGCCGGGCAGCCUCGCCCGAAGGCAACCCCAACCAGCCCGCGGCACAGGCGCCACCGCCGGGCGUUGUCCCGGGCGCGAUGCCCGCGCUCCCGCGGCCGCCCAUGCCCGGGGCCGUGCCGCCCGCUCCAGCCCCGCCCAGCACCGUGCCGCCCAGCCCAGCAGCAGCCAUGCAGGCGCUCGUGUCGGCACAGGCCGCGUUGCAGGCCGCACAGGCGCAGAUGGCGGCCGCGGCCGCCGCCGCAGCCGCCGUCACCGCUGCGGGCCAAGCGCAGGCCGGCGCCGCGGCGCCAGGCGGCGUGCCGCCCGGCCAAGUGCCGACGCCGGCGCAGCUGCAGGCCCAGGCACAGGCCAACUUCCAAGCGCAGAUGGCGGCAGCGCAGCAGUUACGGAACGCGGCAGCGGCAGCCGCCGCGCGGCCGCCCUUCCCCGGCGCACCCAUGCCGGGUCAGCCGGCGCCUGGCGCCCCAGCGGCAGCGCCGGCACCGCUCGGGACGCCGCCGUCUGCGCCGCCGGGGUCCGCGCCAGCGGCGGGGCUGCCACAGCCGGCCGGCAGCCUGCCGCCGCCUGGCCAGCCUGGUGGCAUCCGGCCCCCGGCGGUGUCGCCUGCUGCUGCGAGCCAGGCGGUAGCAGCGGCGGCUGCAGCGGCGGCUGCGGCCGCCGCCGCGGUUGCAGGCGUGCGGCCUCCGGCACCCGGCGGCCCACUGGCGCCGCCUCCCGCACCUUCACCCUCACCCGCGCCGGCGCCAGCACAGGCCCCGGUCCCCAUGCAGCACCACCAGCAGCACCAGCAGCCCGGCCCCGGCGCCGUCAGCCAAUCACCCGCGUCUCCUCCCGCACCGGCGGCGCCGACGUUACCCAACCCCAGCACCUCACCGCCGGCGCCGCCGGCGCCCUCGCCGCCGCCUCCCCCUGCCGGGCUGCGGCCAACGGAGCAGUCGCCACCUCCCGGCGCCAUCCCGCCCGGCGGCGGCCUUAUCUCCUCGCUUCCGCCGCCGCCGCUGCCGCCGCCCGGCAUGGCGCUGCCGCCGGGCAGCGACGGCGCGCCGCCGCCGCCCGACCUGUCCGGCAUGCCGCCCGGCCUGACGCUGCCGCUGCUGGGCCCCGACGGUCAGCCUAUCGACCCGGAUGCGCCGCUGACGGAGCAGCAGCAGCUGCAGCUGAGCGAGGCGAUGCAGGCUCAGAUGGAGCAGCAGAUGCAGAUGAUGGCGGCGCAGCAGGAGAUGAUGGCGCAGGCGGGGAUGCAGUUCCCGCCGGGGAUGCAGUUCCCGCCCUUCCCGCCGGGGAUGCCCUUCCCGCCCUUCCCGCCGGGCAUGCAGCUGCCGCCCGGGAUGCAAAUGGGCAUGCCGCCGCUGCCCAUGCCGCCCAUGCAGCCGCCCAUGCAGAUGAUGCAGGAGGAGGAGCUGGAGCCGGAAUCGUCCGACUCCGACAACGAUAUGACAUCGCCGAGGAAACGGCGCGAAAAGAAGAAGGCGCCGCGUGGCGGGGGCGGCGGUGGUGGCGGUGGCGGCGGCGGCGACGACGUGGUCUCCAAGGGCAAGAACAAGACCUACCGCGGCGUGCGGCAGCGGCCGUGGGGCAAGUGGGCGGCUGAGAUCCGCGACCCCACCGUGGGCGCCCGCAGGUGGCUGGGUACAUUCGACACGGCUGAGGAGGCGGCUCGCGCCUACGACGCCGCCGCCCGCGCCAUCCGCGGGCCGGCCGCGCGCUGCAACUUCCCGCUCUCCUCCUCCCACGACGACCACUACCACCACCACGUGCAGCAGCAACAGCAGCAACAGCAGCAGCAGCAGCUGGAGGCGCAGGCGAUGGCGGCGGCGGCAGGCGGGCACAUGGGCGGGCCCAACGGCAUGGGCGGGCCGCCCAUGGGUCUCAUGCACGGCGGACCCAUGGGGUCGGUGCCGGAGGAUGAGCCGCUGCCCGGCGGCCCCGGCGGCAUGCCGCCCCCCAUGAUGGAGCAGCCCAAGGUGAAACUGCCGGCGGCGGCGGGUCUGAAGCUCCGCGGCCUCAAGCAGAAGGUCGGCCCCAAGAAGGGCGGCAUGGACGAGCCGCUCAUCCAGUCCUCCAUGCCGGGCGGCCUUGGCGCCGCUGACAUUCACGGCGCCAUGUCGGUCAGUGACGCCAUGGCGGCGGCGGCGGCGGCGGGCGGCGCCGCCGGCGGAGCCAUGCCGGGCCUGAACGGCAGCCCAGGGAACCCGUUCCAGAUGCGCAUCAAGACCGGCCUCACGCCCAACUUCAGCGGCUGGCACGGCCCGCUGCCGCCUGGCGUGGCUGGCUCUCUGGGCGGCAGCGCGGCCAUGAUGGCGACGUCGCUGGGCAACUCCAGCGGCGGCCUGCUCGCCAACUUCCCGCCGCUGCCCGAGUGGCCGCCGGCGGGCUCCAUGGGAUCGGCAGCCAGCAUGAUGAUGCUGGGCAUGAGCCCGGGCGCAGGCAUGGAGGCGUACGGCACCUCGUACGGCAACCAGUACGGCAAGAGCGUGGACAUGAUGGACAUGUGCGCGCAGCUGCUGGAGGCGGGAGGUGAGGUGCCGCCGUCGCUGCACGAUGCCGAUGGCUCGGAUGUCGCGAAGGCGGGCGGUGCCGGCAGUGCGGGCGCGCGCCUGCACCUGCAUUCCAUGUGGCGGGAGUGGCAGGCCGGAAGCCUAGGGAGUGGCGCGAACGUGGUGGACCCGCUGGCGACGCUGGGCUCGCUCCGCAACGAGCUGGUCAUUCCCCCCGACUUCAAGAGCGAGGGCCCCAAUGCCGGGGCCGGCGACGGCGACCUAGACGGCGUCCACGAAAUGGAUGAAAUGAUGAUCCUCGGCACCACCCCCGACUUCGGCCGACCCAGCAACGACUUCUUCAAGAACCUGCCAAACAGCUUCGGCACCGGCGCCAGCAGCAUAGGCAAGGGCGCAGCAGCAGGCAAGGCCGUCGCGGCGGCGGCGGCAGCCGCUGCUGCGGCCGCCGGCGCCGGAGGCGCCGGCGGAGCCGGCACCGGCGCGUCCAGCGGCACGUUGACGCUUGCGCCGCCAGGCAGUGUCGCGGCGGCGGCGGGCGCGGGCGCGGCGCCGCUGCCGUUUGGCUCUCGCGGCAACAGCCCGCCCAGCGACGUGCCGGACCCGGGCGGCGCGGGCGGGUCGCCGCUGACACACAUGCUGCUGCACGGGCGGCACGGGCUGGCGGCGGACCCGGCGCUGCUGGGCAUGGGGCAGCUGUCCAGCGACGGCGCGGCGCUGGGCGUGGGCGGCAACGACGAAGACGACUAUCUCAUGGGCAUGAGCCCCGACCUGCCCACCGGCAGCGGCAAGGGCAAGCAGCCGCCCGGCAUUCGCGAGCCCGGCUUCGAGUCCUUCAUGAAGGCGCACGCCGCGCAGGCGGCGGCCGGCGCCGCCACGCCCAAGGGCGCCGUCGCGGCGGCGGCGGGCGGCGGCGGCAGCUCCGGCGCGCCUAGCUUGGAGCUGCCUGUAGCGGCGGCGGCGGGCGGAAGCCCCAACCGCGACACGGCGGGCACGGGCGACCUGCUGUCGCCGACCAUAUCGUUCGCGGCUGGCGUGGGAGGAUUGGAUCUGCCGCCCCCGGACCAGAUCUGAGUGCGUCGGCGGACGGCGCCAGGCGCGGCGCGGCGCGAUGGUAUGCGGGAGGGCCGCGUGGCCGGCAGGAGGCCACACACACACACGCCUGGAAGGCGGCUGGCGCCGCCGGCAGCAACUGGACCAGCAUAUACGACCCAGGAGUGCGCAGGCAGCAGCAACUGCAACGACAAGAGCACUGCAUCUCAACAACGUUGGAUUGGUGCCGUGGCCUUUUUCGGCACCAGCAUUGCAACGGGCGCUGCCACAGAAAGCUGUGUGCACUGUAUUCAUGAGCUUGCUCGUUUGUGGGGCCUCAGGGCGCGGCGUCGCGCCUUGUGUGUCCUCGAACAGAGGAGCGAGCGGUGGUGAGCGCCCGAUUGCAUUUGUGAGUACACGUGCGGGUUGUGACGCGAGAACCCGGCUGGCCUGUGCCAUGAGGGAGUGCCCUGUGUGCUGGCUGGCUCUCAUUGGGCGUGGCAGCAGCAGAAGCAGCAUCACACCGUUUUAAGUACGGCAUAAAUGGAGCAGUGCGGGUAGGGGAUGACCUGCUCUACCGUGUCGCCUGCGGGGCUCCUGGCGCGGGCCGGCGCCGGCGCAUGCUUUUCGUGUGCGCGGCGUGGGGCAAGGCCGCAUAGGGCGUGUUGGACGGAGCCUUCGAUGCAACAAGGGGCGGGGGGCGGGUGAAGGAAGGGCCCAGCACUUUCGUGGGCCGCCGUGUCGCGGCUGGUGCUGUUGGAGGCCGCUAGUUGUGCAGGUGUGUGUGUAUGUGUGUGCGUGGCAGCUCCUGGCCUGCACGGGCCGUGUCAGGACAAAUGCCGCCUGGAGUGCAGAGCUUGGGGCUGUCAGGCGGAUUAAUAUUGUGUUCAUGAAUUGCUGUGGGGCGGCAGCGGCCCGGAAGCGACCUAGCAAGUCCGCUGGGGAUGGGACUGCGCUGGGGUGGCUGCGAACGCCCACACGUCGUGUGUGUCCGUGUGCACGUGCAUAGCUACACGAUGCAAAGACUCGGAAUCCCCUGCUGUUACGUGUCCGGCGUUUACACACGCAAGAUCUAACGAGGACAGGGUUGUGCGGGGUGGGGAUGGGAUGAGCAUAGCGCCAGAGCUACGGUACAAUAGCUGCAUCGGCUGCUUUGCCUUGAAAUUAAAGGCCGUUCUUACGCUGCGGUCGGUGCCGAUCUGGCACGAGCUACCGCCGCAGUGUUUGUUAGGUGGGGGUUUCUUUGCGGGGGAGGAAGAAAGCAGGAGCCCAUUGCAAGGGGCCGCUCGCAGCACAUGACUGCGACGGCGUGAAUGCAAUUACUGCCGCGGAUUAGAUGACACCGGUUGCUGUCGACCCCAGCGCGGCGUGCUGCAAAUGGCGCAAGUACGCUGUGCGCUGUGCGACGACGGCGAGGAAGAGCGCGUUGACCAUGCAUGCUAAGGAAUGCGCAAGAGAGAAAGAUUAUUGAGAGAGCGAGGCUGGUGUUGUCAGUCGUCUUAAGGGGACAGGGCCAGUAGGGGUAAGCUUACACAUGCGAGCCACUCGUGUGCAUACGACGGAGGCGGCGGAGCGGGUGACUCAGUGGGCCCACACGCGGACAAGAAACCGACGUACUUGCGGGCAGGGGAGGCUGGCGGGUCGCGGGUUCUUUUGAAGCAGGCGGCAAGGGCGCGCACUUUGUGCCGUGGCUGUGUGUCAAGCGCGGAAUGGUGGCCGUGACCGAGCGAUGCCGCGGCCUGGUUGCUGCAGGCCGGGCCGGGCCGGGCUUGGGACAAAGUAAGAGACGGCCGCACUUUAAAGGACCGCCAGAAACGCAUGUGGAUGGGUGGCCGGUAUCGCUACAGCUGAGCCCGUGCAUGCCAUAGAGCUGGGGCAUUGAGGAAGCGCGUCUUGGUGUGCCCACGUCGCGACACAGCAGGCCCGCCGAUGUAGGCGCGGCAACAAUUACCUACGCCAUAGGAUUGGACCGUACGAUCGGUCGUGGGGGUUUGCCGACGUAGAAUGCUGGGCCCCCAGGCUAGCAGUGCAUUUACCGCACGGAUUGAGUGUGUGUUAUUGUGUCUUGUCUGUUUGGAAGCCUUCCAACCGCUGGCUGGACCUGUACACCCUUUUGCUUGUGGGUGUUUGCACGCGCAACGCGCGGCAGCCGUUUAGCCUGGCGCCGAGCGGGGCCUUGCUGUGGAUGGGUGCUUUUAGCUGACGCGGCGAGGAAGGCUUGAUCUACUGGUUUUAGGACAUGGCCAUUGUACACGAUGAGAGAGGACACCGAACUGCAGAUUAUAAGCCAUGCAUUUUGGGGGUGGGCACGCGCCGAGCGACUAAGUAGCAGGGGAGUCCGCACUCCUCGGCGCCUUCUCCAGUCGCAGACGCACCUGAUGUGUUGGCUGGGGUAGUUGCACGUUUGCGGGGACUUGGCGGGGGCUCUGGCAUUGGCAGGACUUGCACAGUCGGACUGAGGCUAUGGGGUCGAAGGGGCACCGCAGGCGCUUGGCCGGCGGCGGUUAGUGACACGUGCCGUAAACGGACGGUACGGAACAUUGAAGGCUGCACGGUUGGUUUGUUGCAGCGACGUGACCUAACAACAGGGCAAGGAUGCAUAUGCUACCGCGCGCAUGGCCGCGUAUUGAGUUAGGUUAGCUUGCACACACAACACUGCAUUGCAAGUGGGUGGUGAAGGCGGAAGGAGGAAAGGCAUGGCGCCGCAUGUGUGUUUCUCACACGCUGGCUGCCAAUUGAAUGGAGCGGACGGCGAGGCGCGGAAAAGCAGCUCAGGACAAAAUGGAGAGCUUGUAUCGACCUCACUGGAC